CAAAUGGGAAACUUUCUGGGUUGCUUCACUAACACAAAAGAAAUCAAAAGUUUCCCCAUUGAUACCAACUUCCAACUUGCUUCUCCAUUACCUUCUUGGCCACCAGGUGAAGGUUUUGCAAACGGAACCAUUGAUCUUGGAGGACUUGAAGUUCGUCAAAUAACAUCUUUCACCAAAAUCUGGUCCAGUUCUGAAGAUGGAGGUGCCACAUUUUUUGAGCCAUUUCCAUUACCAGAUGGGUUUUCCAUGCUUGGCUGUUAUUGCCAAACCAAUGACACUCCACUUUUCGGUUGGGUUCUGGCCGGAAAAGAUGUUUCCGGUGGAACCCUAGCCACUCCACUGGACUAUACUCUAGUUUUAAGUGUCACUGAUUCUUGCUACAUUUGGUUGCCAACACCACCAGAUGGGUAUCAACCGGUAGGUUAUGCCAUCACCUCCUCACCAGAAAAGCCCCCGCUCGAUAAAAUCCGGUGUGUUCGCGGUGACCUGACCGAUGAAUGCGAACCAGACGUGUUAUUGUGGGGUGCAGAUAACGGUGUUAAUGUUUAUAGCUCGAGACCGAAUCUUAGAGGAACACAAGCCCAAGGGGUUAGUGUAGGUUCAUUCACGAUCGAUAACGAAACUAAUUCGAUAUCGUCGUGUCUAAAGAACAAUAACUUCGAUUCGGUAUCGUCCUCCUCGAUGCCUAACUUGCCACAAAUCGAAACCCUAAUUCAAGAAUACUCUCCAAGAAUCUAUUUCCACCCUAGUGAAACUUACCUUCCAUCUUCAACUACUUGGUAUUUUAGCAAUGGGGUUCUGUUGUACCACAUAGGAGACGAGUCAAACCCUAUUCCGGUUGAAACCACCGGCUCGAACCUACCUCAAGGUGGUUCGAACGAUGGCACAUACUGGCUCGACCUUCCAAUUAACGAAACAGAAAGAGAUAGAGUCAAGAAAGGAGACCUACAAACUUGUGAGGCUUAUAUCCACAUCAAACCAAUGUUAGGAGGAACAUUUACUGAUAUAGCAAUAUGGUUUUUCUACCCUUUUAAUGGACCUGCAACUGCCAAAUUAGGGUUCAUUGAUGUUCCUUUAGGCAGGAUAGGAGAACAUAUAGGUGAUUGGGAACACAUGACUCUCAGAAUCAGCAACUUUAAUGGCGGAUUAUAUCGUGUUUAUUUCGCACAACAUAGUGGCGGGAUGUGGGUCGAUACCCCAUCUCUCGAGUUCCAAAACGGAACCAACAAAUUAGUCGGGUAUUCGUCGUUGCAUGGCCAUGCAUCGUACCCGACUCCAGGACUUGUGGUCCAAGGGACCAAUGUGGUUGGGCUAAGAAACGAUACCGCAAAAAGUGACAUGUUUCUGGACGUAGGAACCAAGUAUUCAAUCAUGGCGGCCGAUUACAUAACUUCCGUAAUCGAGCCACCAUGGUUGAACUACACAAGAAAAUGGGGUCCGAAAAUAACGUAUGAGAUCGGAAUUGAGCUUGAGAAGUUGCAGGAUUCGACAUCUGGGAUUGUGGAAUCUGCCAUUGAAGGGUUGAUGGAGGUUUUACCAAGUGAAAUCUAUGAAGAAGAUGGACCAACUGGACCUAAAAUGAAAGAAUAUUGGGAUGGAGAUGAAAGAUGAUGAUGAUGUUGAUUGUUGUAAUUAAUACAGUUAUUGGAUUCAAACAGAUGUAAUUAAUGUGAAUAAACUUGAUCGUGUACUGUACGAAAUCAAUUAUCCAAUUCACAAAAUAAUGAUUUUGCGUGUU
Molecule: messenger RNA, 1738 nt
Organism: Cynara cardunculus var. scolymus (artichoke)
Lineage: Eukaryota; Viridiplantae; Streptophyta; Magnoliopsida; Asterales; Asteraceae
Exons: 2
Coding region: 4-1611 (535 amino acids)
Source: RefSeq, a predicted model, not a curated record